Messenger RNA from Gamsiella multidivaricata, 1128 nucleotides. RefSeq lists its product as uncharacterized. The record is from RefSeq and is a predicted model, not a curated record. Lineage: Eukaryota; Fungi; Mortierellomycota; Mortierellomycetes; Mortierellales; Mortierellaceae. Gene Ontology annotation, cellular component: mitochondrion. Gene Ontology annotation, molecular function: NAD binding; magnesium ion binding; isocitrate dehydrogenase (NAD+) activity. The transcript has 4 exons. The coding region runs from base 1 to 1128 and encodes 375 amino acids. Gene Ontology annotation, biological process: isocitrate metabolic process; tricarboxylic acid cycle.
AUGGCCUCUUUCCUUCGUCGUGGGUUUGCCACAGCUGCCCAAUCCAACAAAGUCACCAUCGGUUUGAUCCCAGCAGACGGUAUCGGCCGCGAGGUCAUCCCUGCUGCCCGUCAAGUCCUCGAGUCCUUGCCUAAGUCUGGGUCCAGCCCUCGCUUUGAGUUUAUUCAUUUGGAUGCAGGAUUUGAGCACUUUCAAAAGCAUGGAGUAGCUCUUCCCGAGGAAACUCUUGCUCGUCUCCGCGGUGAAUGCCAAGGAGCACUCUUUGGUGCUGUCAGUUCGCCUUCUCACAAGGUUGCUGGAUAUUCAUCACCCAUUGUCGCCCUCAGAAAGCACUUGGAUCUCUAUGCGAACGUUCGCCCCGUCGCCUCGGUUGCUGGAGCAGACCAGAAGCAAUUAGACAUGCUGAUCAUCCGUGAAAACACCGAGUGCUUGUAUAUCAAGCAGGAGAGAAUCGAGACGGAUGCCAAUGGCCAAAAGGUUGCAUAUGCCGAUCGCAAGAUCUCAGAAUACGCCUCCAGGAGAGCUGGCCAAAUGGCUUUCAACAUGGCCUUAAUGCGCGACAAACUUCGUUCAAAUGUCCCAGCCUCAGAAAGACUCUGGCAGGGCAAGCCCAAGGUCACGAUCGUCCACAAGUCCAAUGUCCUGAGCGUGACGGACGGACUCUGGCGCGAGACAGUUCGUUCCGUCAAGGAGAACAACCCUGAGUUCGCAGGCGUUGAUAUGGAUGAGCAGCUAGUCGACUCGAUGGUCUACCGCAUGUUCCGCGAGCCCGAGGCUUUUGAUGUUGUUGUUGCUCCUAACCUUUAUGGUGACAUUAUCUCGGAUGGUGCAGCUGCAUUGGUGGGGUCCCUUGGCUUGGUUCCCUCGGCCAAUGUAGGCGACCAUUUCGUUGUUGGUGAGCCAGUCCACGGAUCUGCACCGGACAUUGCGGGACAGCAAAAGGCGAAUCCUGUUGCUGCCAUCAGGAGUGCGGGUCUGUUGCUGGAGCACAUGGGAUAUGCCGCAGAUGCUGCACGAAUUUAUCAGGCUGUCGACGGCGUCCUUCGCGAGGGACGGAUCAAGACACCCGAUCUCGGGGGCAAGAGCACCACGCAGGAGGUUACUGACGCCAUCUGCAAGCGCCUUUAA